Saccostrea cuccullata (small rock oyster) is the source of this 2061-nucleotide messenger RNA. RefSeq lists its product as uncharacterized. Bases 148 to 1167 code for a protein of 339 amino acids. The record is from RefSeq and is a predicted model, not a curated record. The transcript is spliced from 2 exons. Lineage: Eukaryota; Metazoa; Mollusca; Bivalvia; Ostreida; Ostreidae.
AAUUAGUCAUGUUUAAGUGUUUAAGUGAUAUUAAGACCUAUCAGUCAUAUUUUAGAAUGGUAGGCGUUGCUUGUAAUCUGGCUAUAUUGUAACUUUUUAUGUUUAUUAUUUGAAGCUGGACACUGUUUGUUUUAGACCAGAUUUAGGAUGGACUUGGUGAUUGGCAUUAACUUGGUCACUCUUCUGAUGAUCUCUCUGAGGGGGCUGGUGGAGGGACACGGCCGUCUGAUAGACCCCCCGAGCAGGUCCAGUAUGUGGCGUUAUGGAUACAGAAAUCCCCCCAACUACAACGAUAACCAGCUCUACUGUGGAGGGGUACAGAUCCAGUAUGAGAUGAAUAAUGGAAGAUGUGGGGUGUGUGGCGACCCAUUUCAAGGGCCUCAUGACAAUGAACCAGGGGGGAAAUAUGCUAAUGGAAUCAUUGUUCAUUCUACAAGUGUUGGUGCCAUCAUGCCAGUUACAGUAGAAAUAACAGCUUCUCACAAAGGCUAUAUGGAAUUCAAACUCUGUCCAAAUGACGAUCCCAAAAAAAUGAUCACUCAAGAAUGUCUGGAUGACUUUUUAUUAACCAUCAUUGAGUCCAAAAGUACCAGAUACCCUGUUACAAGUACUGGGAAGUACAAAUUGAAACUACAACUUCCAGAGAGUGUCAAAUGCCGUGCUUGUGUUUUACAGUGGAGAUAUAACACAGGGAACAGUUGGGGAGUGGAUCCAAAAACAAAUAGAGGAUGUAUAGGCUGUGGUAAUCAGGAACAGUUUUAUGGCUGUGCUGAUAUUGCCAUAGGACACCCAAACAUAGAACCAGGGUUUUCGUUAAUAACCAAUCAAAUGAGCAAAGGAGGGCCCAUUUUAAAGCCUGGUGUGCCUACCCCACCUCUGGUUCCCACUGAACUGGAAACAGGGGGACCUCUUUCCCCAGACAGCGGGGAGGUGGAUCCGGCCCAAAAAGUGUACAAGAGGUUCUUGGACUUCCAAAGUAAAUUUCCAAACAAAUAUGCCAGACCCUGUGUUUGUCAUUCAUGUUUAGGCAAGACUUGUGUAUGUGAAUGUUUUGAAAGUGAUGUUCCUGCCUCAUCUACAAACCAUCUCCAAAGUUAUCUUAAUAUGUUGACUCUUUUUGUUGUGUCACUCAUUUUACAAGGAGUUCCAUUUUACCUUUGGGCAUAAUUACUAGUUCUUACGAGACAUAAUAACGAGGCUGAAUUUCAGAUUGUAGUGACCAUGUAGAUAUGUACCAUAUAGCUGCUAGGUUAGCUGCUAGGAUCUAAAAAUUAAGCCAGCUGUAUUGCUAAUUGUUUUCAUUUAUAUAUUUAGAGAAAAAUCUUAAGACAAACAUUAAGUAUAUGGUAUAUCACUGUAUGUCUAGCUGUUUAUUUGUCCAUUUUUGGACAUUUCAACUUUAAGCUCACCUGGAUCCUAAAGGUUCAAAUGAGCUUUUGUUAACACAUGUCAUUUAAUGUCAGUAAAGUUAUGACCUUGUACUCAUCAAUGCUGUUUAGGAAACCUUUGCAAACAGAAUUUUCAUACACCUGUAUAUUGCUAUCCAAAUUGUUCUUUCCUCCUUCUGUUAAGUGUCUGUCCAUAUGUCCAUCAGUCUUGGAGUAUACCUGUUAGGCUGCAGUCAAUUUUCGUUUAUUUUUUGUUACAUCUUUUACAAGUUUCUUCUCAAAAUGACUCAUUUUAGGAAGUAUUUUCCUUCAGAAAACUUCAAAUUUAUCAAGCUAAAAGUUAAUAAAAACAUUUCUUUUAAACUCAUAGGACAAUGAAAAAAAUCUUAGAUUCUUAAUUCACCUGUGUCUGGGCGAAUUUGAAAGUGAACAUUUUAUUAAAAGUGAUAAAGUGAUAAAAAAUAAGAUGAAAAUAGCCCAGUUUAUAGAAUUUUAUUAUUCGAUGCAAUAAGACACACAUUUAUUGAAAAUGAAAAUAUUUUGUCAAUUAGCAAUUACAUGUAAAAUUAGAUGCUUAUUGAGCAUGUGAUAUGAUUUGACAAUGAGUUUUCAGCAACUUUCUCUUCAUUGUGUUUAUUUUUGUUUAAUAGAUAAAAAAAGCAAAUUCAAAGAA